AUGUUGUGCGCAAGAGUCCUCACCUCUAUCGCAACUUUGACAGUGGCCAUAGCAGUGCCACAACCGACUCCAUGGCCAGAAGUGUUUCACGCCUACAUGCUGAAGCAUCGAAAUGGUGAAGUGGGCCACACCGACUUGUUCUAUGACUGGCCAGCGGGCGGCAAUCUUCAUAUUGAUAGGAUCCCUGGUCAACCACCAUUCUUUGACAAUGAGCGCCAAAACGGCAGCACGUACUACUAUACUCCCGGAGGCAGCUGCAAGGUGAUUGAGAUGGGUGUGGGCCUUCUACCUCCGAAUUGGCUGGAUGGGGCUGAGUACAUUGGCAAUCAGACAGUCCGCUCUGCCAGUGACAAAUCUGUCAACUGUCAUGUCUGGACAAAAGGCGAUGCAAUGGGCAAUGCCACAGGGCCCUUCAUAACCUACUAUGAGAACAUUGAGACCAAAACUCCAGCGCGUUGGCGUUUCUUCGAUGGCAUGUACUUUGACAUUCUCAGAUGGGAACCUGGCAAGCAGGCCAGUCCUGAACAGUGGCAGCUUCCACCAUCUUGCCUGAACAAGAGUGCAAGUUCUUCCAGCAUCCCUGGCGAAGAUGCGCACAAGGCCAUGCGGGAGGCAAGGCUUGCACACCUGAUCAUUUGA
This is a messenger RNA of Cladocopium goreaui, 639 nucleotides long. NCBI's taxonomy places the organism in Eukaryota, Dinophyceae, Suessiales, Symbiodiniaceae. The record is from the annotation of a GenBank genome assembly.